AAAGUAGACUCAAAAUUCCUUCCUUCCUUCCUUCCUUCCUUCCGACCUAGAGACUGCUAAAAAUCUCUGCUUUCCGCUUUCUUCCCCUUCCUGUAGCUUCUUCUGCUCUCCUUCUCCUUCCUAAUCUUCUGAAAUCUUGCUUAUUUAUCUCCAUUUUUGUUUUUUUUCUGUCGAUUUUUUAAGCCUUGGGAGACGGUUCUCCGGCGACGGACCGGACUGCAUUAUCGUGAUUAGCAAAGCUUGAAAUCCUUUACUUGGGAGAGACUUUAACUUGCAAAAUUAAAUGGAUGGUCAUAGUUCUGAUUUUGACUGGGACACUGAAGAUGAGCUGGAAAUUGAAAACUACGGUCCACCUUAUUCUUCUGGAGUGACCCAUCCUUAUGAAGAGGCUGUUGUAGGCUCGGCGGAGACAAAUUCUGUAGUUUCUCCCAGUUGCAAGGUGAUUGACCAUUUUGUUGGAAUGGGGUUCUCUAAGGAGUUGGUUACCAAAGCAGUUGAGGAAAAUGGUGACGAGAACACAAAUUUGAUACUUGAAGCUCUUCUACAGUACCCAGUGAUGGAAAGCUCAUUACCAAGCUCCUCCAAAUCCAAAGUGAUUGAUCACUUUAUUGGGAUGGGGUUCUCUGAAAAAUUGGUGACCAAAGCAAUUCAGGAAAAUGGAGAGGGAAAUACGGAUUCAAUAUUGGAAACACUUUUGACUUAUUCGGCUCUUGAAAAAUCUCCUGCAAAGCAACAUAUUGAUUCUGAUCCCUCAUCAGAUAUGGAAGGGAGUUUGAUGGAAGAUUUUUCAGAUUCUGAUAGUCUUUAUGAAACUGAGGAAACCAUCAAUCCUGAUUCUGAUGAGGAGAGCAGAUUGCUGUUCUUAACAAAAAUGGGAUACACAGAGGAGGAGGCUUCGGCAGCCAUAGAGAGAUGUGGUCCGGACUCCACAAUUGCAGAGUUAACUGACUUCAUAUGUGCUGCUCAAAUGGCAAAGGCAGCAGAUUCACUUUUCCCUCUUGAAGUCUAUCCAAGGCCCAAGCCUUCCUGCAAUGAUGAAUUGAAACACAAAAAGAGGCGCUUUGACAAUGAUCUUUGGAAAAGUAAAAAACAGAUUAGGCUCGAGAUGAAUGGAGAUGAGGAAGCCCUUCAUCUUCCCAAUCCAAUGAUUGGUUUUGGGACCCCAACUGAUCCAUGUCAUGUAACCAAUAGGAUUCUUCCAGAGUCUGCCAUGGGGCCUCCAUAUUUUUACUAUGAGAAUGUUGCCCUUGCUCCAAAAGGGGUCUGGAGCACCAUCUCCAGAUUCUUAUAUGAUAUCCAACCUGAAUUUGUGGAUUCUUUAUAUUUCUGUGCUACUGCAAGGAAAAGGGGAUAUGUUCACAAUCUCCCAAUUGAAAAUAGGUUUCCCCUUGUUCCCCUCCCACCACACACCAUUCAUGAAGCCUUACCUUUGACUAGGAAAUGGUGGCCUUCUUGGGAUACAAGAACAAAGUUGAACUGCUUGCAAACAUGCAUAGCAAGUGCCAAAUUGACGGAUAGGAUUCGCAAGGCUCUUGAACUCCCUGAUGGCGAGCCAACUCCAAGUGUCCAAAAGUUUGUUAUCGAACAGUGCAAGAAGUGGAAUCUGGUUUGGGUGGGAAGGAACAAGGUAGCUCCACUUGAACCCGAUGAAGUGGAAAUGCUUUUGGGAUUUCCUAAAAACCACACGAGGGGAGGAGGCAUUAGUAGAACUGACAGAUAUAAAUCACUUGGUAACUCAUUCCAGGUUGACACAGUAGCUUACCACCUGUCAGUCUUAAAAGAUUUGUAUCCCCAAGGAAUCAGUGUCCUCUCUCUUUUCAGCGGGAUUGGUGGUGCAGAAGUUGCCCUCCACCGGCUUGGCAUCCCUUUAAAGAAUGUGGUGUCAGUUGAAAUUUCUGAAGUUAAUAGGAACAUACUCAGUAGCUGGUGGGAACAAACAAACCAGAAGGGUACAUUGAUUCACAUUGAGGAUAUCCAGCAACUGGAUGAUAAUAAGAUAGAGCACAUGAUGAAUCACUUUGGUGGAUUUGACCUUGUUAUUGGUGGGAGUCCAUGUAACAAUCUUGCUGGCAGUAACAGGCACCACCGGGAUGGACUGGAAGGCAAGGAAUCUUCCCUCUUCUUUGAUUACGUUCGGAUACUGGAUACAGUUAAACGAUUUUCAUCAUCAAGAUAGCUCCAUUAUGUUCAAAAUUGUAACCCUUUUUUAUUUUAGCUCUGAACAAUGGAAUCCUCACUCGUGGAACUUUCUACAAAACUGCAUUGCUAUCCUUGAAAUAAUCUCUUGGGAAACAGGGCAAAGCUGAAAGCUGCCGGUUAAUGAUGGAACAAAUUUUACAUAUUUCA
This is a messenger RNA of Rubroshorea leprosula, 2346 nucleotides long. The record is from the annotation of a GenBank genome assembly. NCBI's taxonomy places the organism in Eukaryota, Viridiplantae, Streptophyta, Magnoliopsida, Malvales, Dipterocarpaceae.